AUGGAAAAUAACGUUGCGUGUGGAGUUGGUAUGGGGGAAGAUCAAAUGGAUUUGCCACCAGGGUUUCGCUUCCACCCAACUGAUGAAGAGCUCAUCUCACACUAUCUCUACAACAAGGUUCUAGACAUCAACUUCUCUUGCAGAGCAAUCGGCGAUGUCGAUUUGAACAAGUCCGAGCCCUGGGAAUUACCUUGGAAAGCAAAAAUGGGAGAGAAAGAGUGGUAUUUCUUCUGCGUGAGGGACAGGAAGUACCCAACAGGGCUAAGAACCAACAGAGCAACCGAAGCUGGGUACUGGAAGGCAACUGGUAAAGACAGGGAGAUUUACAGAGAUAAAUCCCUCGUCGGGAUGAAGAAAACCCUCGUCUUCUACAAAGGCAGGGCACCCAAAGGAGAAAAAACCAGUUGGGUUAUGCACGAGUACCGAUUGGACGGGAAAUUCUCUAUCCACAACCUCCCCAAAUCGGCCAAGAACGAGUGGGUGAUUUGCAGGGUGUUCCAGAAGGCCUGCGGCGGGAAGAAAACUCACAUCUCCGGAAUAGUUCGAUUCGCCGAACUGGGUCCUUCCUCUCUGUUACCGCCGUUGAUGGAAUCGCCAUCAGCUUACAGCAGUGAUCAGAAAACCGAGCCAGCCGGGGCCGAAUCUUUUUCGGCUUACGUGCCCUGCUUCUCCAAUCCCAAAACCAAUAACAACGACAGACCAGUUGUUACCAACAAUGAGAUUCCAUCGAAUCCGAUUCCUUCUUCCCCGUUUCCACUCUACUCAGCUCAUUACAAUCCCCACUUCUCCCCUUCCAGUUUUCAGUUCUCUUCCACCCUGAUGCAGCAGGACGACAACUCGAUUCUUCGAGCUCUGUUGGAGAAACAGGGAGGAUCAUUUAAUCUGAAGCAGGAUUCCAGAGCUGCUGACAAUGGGGAUAUGAUCAGCGUUUCUCAAGAGAUGACGGCGGGGAUGAGCUCUGAAAUUUCUUCUGCCAUGUCGCAGGGAGCUUCUCUCGACUGUUUUUGGAACUAUUGA
Molecule: messenger RNA, 1017 nt
Organism: Linum trigynum
Lineage: Eukaryota; Viridiplantae; Streptophyta; Magnoliopsida; Malpighiales; Linaceae
Source: the annotation of a GenBank genome assembly